AUGGGGUCAGAACUUAUUUUAUUGACCGGAGCCACGGGUCUUAUUGGCUUCCGUGUACUCGUCUUCUGCCUGCGCCAGGGUUAUCGAGUGCGUGUUGUCCUGCGCGAUCUUGUCAAGAAACCGGGAAUUCUUGACACGCCGUCAAUCAGGGUCCUUGGGACGGAAAACAACCUCACCUUUGUGGAGAUCCCAGACAUAUCCAGUCCUGGGGCAUUCGAUGACGCCCUCAAAGAUACAAACUAUGUGAUUCAUGCUGCUGCCCCGAUCGCUUCUGCCGAACCAUCAACAAUCGGGAAAGACCUAGCAGUACACUACUUGAAGGCUACAACAGACGCGGCACUCUUCUUGCUCUCCUCGGCAAAAGCACAUCCCACAGUCAAACGAGUCAUGCUAACAAAUUCACUCGCCGCCCUCAUCGACUACAUUACAGAUACAGAUGAGACUAUCCAUACAGAGUCGACAAGGGCUACAAACAUCCAACAACCCCCAUUUAGAUCCCCUGCUGAAGCUUACACUGCCGCCAAGAUAAUCACACUAAAGUUGACUGAAGAAUGGGUCGAGGCACAAAAGCCAGCAUUUGAUCUUGUGCAUAUGGCACCGGCCCAUGUGUUCGGACCGAACGAGCUUGUUACCGACCCAAAGAAACUAUUGCAGGCUGGUUCAAAUAGAAUUAUCCUCGCACCCAUUACUGGGAAAGCAUACACUUGCGAGCCAGGAGUAACAGUGCAUCUUGAUGAUGUAGCUGAAGCUCAUGUUCGCGCUUUAGACACAAGCAUUCCUGGAAAUCGACUCUACAUCCUGUCUUCAGGUGGGUUGCAAGGCACCAGGCUCGAAGACUGUUUUGACAUCGUAGCACGGAACUUUCCAGAGCACGUUGGCAAUGCAUUACUCAACAAUGGAACCCUGCCUACUUCUGCUUUUAGGGUGGAUGCAAGCGAGUCGGCACGACUGCUGGGGAUCAACUUCAUUCCGUAUGACCAGCAAGUGCGUGAUACGGUUGGCUAUUAUCUUGAUUGUGUCCAAGGAAAGUCCCACUUGAUAGCUUCAGAUUAG
This is a messenger RNA of Penicillium angulare, 1053 nucleotides long. RefSeq names its product NAD dependent epimerase/dehydratase. The record is from RefSeq and is a predicted model, not a curated record. The coding region runs from base 1 to 1053 and encodes 350 amino acids. The transcript has a single exon. NCBI's taxonomy places the organism in Eukaryota, Fungi, Ascomycota, Eurotiomycetes, Eurotiales, Aspergillaceae. Gene Ontology annotation, molecular function: oxidoreductase activity, acting on the CH-OH group of donors, NAD or NADP as acceptor.